Messenger RNA from Vavraia culicis subsp. floridensis, 2024 nucleotides. RefSeq lists its product as uncharacterized. Bases 1 to 1941 code for a protein of 646 amino acids. Gene Ontology annotation, biological process: fructose 6-phosphate metabolic process; fructose 1,6-bisphosphate metabolic process; canonical glycolysis. Gene Ontology annotation, molecular function: monosaccharide binding; 6-phosphofructokinase activity; ATP binding. The record is from RefSeq and is a predicted model, not a curated record. The transcript has a single exon. NCBI's taxonomy places the organism in Eukaryota, Fungi, Microsporidia, Pleistophoridae. Gene Ontology annotation, cellular component: 6-phosphofructokinase complex.
AUGGAUACAAGUGGUUUGAUGAAGGAUCUGCAACAUAAAAAGAGCAUCGCAGUUUUGGUCUCUGGCGGUGAUUGCCAGGUCAUAAAUACCGUUCUGGCCACUUUUAUCAAGAAUCGCCAUCUGUACAAUUUAUUUCUUGUGUUAAACGGUUAUGAGGGACUGUACAGGGAUCAAAUAAUUUAUUUAGGUGCUGGUGAACAACUCAAUUCAAGUAAUGGCGGUCUUGAUGCCUGUUGCAGCACAGAUAAGCUGUUGAACGGCACAUCAGAUCAUACUCACCCUUGCGAUCUGACCGUCAGCGGUGUCCUUGGUCGCUUUUUUCCUUAUAGUCCUGGAUCUAUCAUAAGAACAUCGCGGUUUCCGCUUUUAAGGACAAGAACAGAACAAUGUCAGAAAAAUCUUGAAAAGCACCGCAUCGAUCGAUUGGUAGUACUCGGUGGCGACGGAAGCAUGAAAGGUGCACACCUGUUUGGCAGUGCAUACACGAUACCCUGUUCGAUUGAUAACGACACAUACUCAAUGUACUCGUUGGGAUGUCUCACGGCAGUUCAGCAGGUUCACGAAUAUAUCGAAUGCGUGGUGCCAUCCAACCUGGCUAUGGGCCGAAAUGCUGUGUAUGAGGUGAUGGGUAACAAAAAAGGAUUCAUAGCCAUUCUUAGCUAUUUCGCAUCAUACUGCGAUUAUCUCGUGCUCACUGAAAAGUGCAAUACAUUAUUUCCGAGAGAAGAUGAAAGGAUGAAUGCAAACAGCUUGCAAGACAAACAUGACCGUGAAGUGCCAAAAAAAUGCGAUAAAAAGAUAAUAUUUGCAGACUGCUCUGCCGACAGCCUGCUUUCCGACAUGGUACAGUGCAGGAAUGUAAGUGUGAUUGUGUCGGAAAAAAAUAAAAAAUACAAUUUAAGCAUGCUCAAUCACGAUAAUGUACGCCUGAUGAGCAUCGGUUUUAUACAGCGAGGAGGCGUUCCGACAUUCACCGAUAGGAAACUGGGCGUAAAAUGUGCCUAUGAGAUACUUAAAAGUCUCGAUAUUCAGGAGAACGGCGAUAUCUUUAUAAACGAUAAGAUGGGUGUUGAACUGGUGGAAAGAAACAAUAAAGAUAAAGAAGGAGAACGUGUUGUUCAGAACAAUAUAUUCGACAACAGCUUGACAAAAACGAUCUUGAAAUGCUCUGCUGGUUUAUCAAGUGGUUGUAUCAGCACAAAAAUAAUAAUAAUCAGAGAUACAUGCGCACUAGCAGCUAAGAAUAUAAAGGAGUUCAUCAAAUUUUACAAGUUGAAAGACACACUCACGGUUCUCACGAUAGGAAAAGACGAUUGUUUGGACCUGAUAACGCAAGAAACAGCAUGUUGUAACGAGAACGUGUCCAACAGCAGAACAUUGAGCUUUCUGUAUGCAUUGCCUCCUGGAAUUCGAAGCAAUAACCUGGUAGUGCUUGGUAAUCAGCGCGAUAUAUUUGACCUGAAGAAUACAAACAAUGUUGUUGUGCCCAUCGACAGAAUAAGGGGGAUUGACAAUUUUGUUUCCAAGGAGACCAUACUGAACAGCUUUCUUAUCACGAUAGAUAAUAUCAUAAAGAGAAAUGCGAGAAGAAACUACUUCCUAAGAACCAAGAAAUGGAUCAUUGAAGAGCUCAGAACGGUGUAUGAUUACUAUAUUCAACAUGACUGCUUACCGGUGCAGAUAUUUAUUCUCAAGAAAAAUGAUCUAUCGUUUUUGCAUGCUCAUCAAAAUAGAUGUAAUAUCAUUCUGAGCACUAAAAAGGUAAAUCAUGUUGGAAAAACUAUCAUAAAGAUUAGUGCACCUGUAAUCACGAAUGAAAGCGUUGUGGAUAAAAUAUACCUACGCAUGAGCCUCUUAGUGGCUAUGGAAGAGAAUGGCGGUGUGGUGGUUGUCAAAGAUAACGAAGUCAAGUUCAUGAAAUGGAAGGCCAUCAACAUAUAAGUGGGUUGGUGUAUCUUUUUUUUGUUUGAAAGGUGUUAACUAUAAACGUAUAUAUUCCCACGAUUCUCCAAUCUGUAUGGUGG